This is a messenger RNA of Anopheles merus, 4301 nucleotides long. RefSeq lists its product as uncharacterized. Lineage: Eukaryota; Metazoa; Arthropoda; Insecta; Diptera; Culicidae. The transcript has 6 exons. Bases 1828 to 3087 code for a protein of 419 amino acids. The record is from RefSeq and is a predicted model, not a curated record.
CCGUGGACAAUUCGAGCAGUUUUUCUCCGGUUCCUCAACCCGCUCUGCCACACUUCACCCAUGUAUCUUGAAUUGCUUGCAAGAUUUCAUAUUGCCAUCUCUGUUUAGCACACGGAUGAGUUUUUCUGCUUGGGUACCAACAACGAUUUUCAAUCCAUAUCAAAAGGUAUAAACACAGCUACCAUGUAUAUACACAGUGGCUUACAAAUGUAUGCAUGUAUUGGUUGACAUUGCAAGUGCGUCGGCAAAGGAUAAACAAGUUUUUAGAUCCAGAUUAUUGACGAGAGAACCAUCAGCAAUGGCUUCAAGAUCAUCCCAAUAUCGGAAGCGUCGUCGCUUUAUGGAAGAAGUGGAGAGAGAAAUAAACAAUGAUAUCAAUAAUAUGGAGACUUCCUCACCUGUCAUGGUUCCGGCAUCGACGAGCAGGAUGUUCACAGGACUUUCUUCCUUGCAGCAAAGCAACUUUCGAAGGCUACUUUGCUGUCUACUUUAAACUAGACCGCUGCGGGUACCUCGGCAGCGCUGAAACCAACAUCCGUGGCCAAAGCAGCUUGUUUCUCAUCGUUUAUUGGCGAUUCCGUAUCAUCUCCCUGAACCCUGCCUGUUGCUGCUGAAGCGCGCCGUGACCAGCCGCAAUCUGCAGUGACGCUGGUGGGGUUGGAGGAAGUCUGGCUCGAAGCUUCUCUCGACAACGCAUCGUUGCCUCUCGUUGGUUAGCGUUGCGUGGCUCGUUGCGGACGCGCCGAACAGUUUCAGGUUGUGUCUCUUCGUAUUACUCAAUGAUUUGCGACGCCAGGGCAACUCGUUCAUUGUAUCAUGCUCCCUGUAGUUGAACCGUGAUUCGCCUAGAAGCUUCGUAGAUAUGGCUCCAGUUCUCGACCUCGCGACAGGUGAGGUUGGAGGGUGUCCGUCGAAUCGAACCUGAUGAACCAUGGCCGAUAAGCUUCUGGAUUUUGCAGCAAAGCGCGGGCACUCCAACAACACGUGUUCCUCGUCCUCCGAAAUGCCGAUGAUCCACUGUCCUGACCUGUUUAAGCCUGUGCCUGGGCCAUAUGGAAGGUCGUGUCUCUGUGUUAAUGCGUUAAUCGCUGACGGAAGACGAAUUGCAUAGUACUGAUAGCAACUUAGGUGGGAAUGUAGAGUGUAGCUUUAGCUUGGAUGAAGAUACUAUCAAUACUCACAAUGACAGCACUGCAACUGUUGACGAAAAUAAUUUGGAUGAUAUAGAAGAUGAACAGGAAGAUUGUACUGAAGAUUUGUAUGACGCUUAUAACUAUUUGAAUGAUUUUCAAAGUUUGAAAGAAGCUUUAAGAUAUUUGGCAAUAAUGGGUCAUCUUUCUCGCAACUUUCUCAACUUGCUUCUAGCAAUUUUGAGAAAAUUUGGUCAUCCUGAACUUCCUAAAGAUGGUCGUACUUUACUUAAAAUUCCUAAAGUUAGCCAAGAGAUUCAGCAUAUAGCAGGUGGACAAAUGUGGUAUUCAGGGAUAGAAGUUGGCCUUCGAAAUUAUUUUAGGAAUCAUGUACCAGAGAAAAAUAAGUUUUCGCUACAUAUUUUUAUUGAUGGGCUUCCUCUCUUCAAAAGUAGUGCUACACAAUUUUGGCCAAUUCUUUUUAAAGUAAAAGAAAUUCCCGAUUGCCCGGUAAUGAUCGCAGGUGUAUUUUGUGGUCAGAAAAAACCGACCGACUUAGAGCCUUAUUUGCGACAGCUCGUAGAUGAAUUAAACAAUUUGCAAGUAAUAGGCAUGCUGUUUGGAGAGAAAGUUUGAAAAAAUUUUUGCCAAGGCUUUUGUCACCGAUACCCCUGCGCGGGCCUUUAUAAAAUCGGUAAUGUACUUUCCGGCAAAACAUGGAUGCACGAAGUGUACUCUCGUUGGAGAGUUUGUAAAACCGGAGCGCAAAGUAAUAUUUUGUUCACCACAACCUGCUCCACCACGCACAGAUGAAAGUUUUAGACAAAGACACGAUAUAGAGCAUCAUAAAGAAAUUCGAUCUCCUUUAGAAGAGAUUGAUGGAUUAGAUAUGAUCAGAAGUUUUCCCACAUCUGACCGACUUCAUCUUAUCGAUAUUGGCAACACUCGUAAAUUUUUGUACGGCCUUUUUCAUCAUAAAUUUCUAAGUUUUGUAAUAUGGUCUAGUGAGCACAAGAAAAAUGCCUCUCACUUUUUGAUGAAAACGAAACUGCCUUCUGAAAUACAUCGACCAUUUCGAUCUCUUGACACUCUUCAGUAUUGGAAAGCAACUGAAUUUAGGUCAUUCCUACACUAUAUUAGCCCUGUCAUAUAUAAAGAUUUUAUGCACCGUGAGGGCUUUAACCAUUAUUUGCUCUACUUUUGUGGCAUAACUAUUUUCUCAUCGUCAGUAUAUAAACAUUUAAACCCGCUUGCAAAAAGAAUGCUUCAACAAUUUGUAGUUGAUUUCCCACUGUACUAUGGUCGCACCCAUAUGAGCAGUAAUGUACACAAUCUUCUCCACGUAUUUGAUGACGUUGAAGAACUUGGUCCAUUGGACGAUUGGUCUUCCUACGAUUAUGAAAACUUUUUACAGUUUAUUAAACGAGAUGUUAAGACAGGUUCAAAAUGUGUGGAACAAGUAGCGGGCAGAUGCAAGUUAUAUGCCUCAAUUAAUGUGCAUCAUGGUCCCAAAGAAAAGAAAUAUCCCUGUUUGACUAUAGAUGGCUGUGGAGUGCAUGUUACUGAAAGCUUUGUUUUAAAACCAAAAUUUCGGGAUCAAUGGUUUUUAACAAAAUCAAAUGGUAUAGUGAAGUUUUUGAGAGCAGAAAUCUCUCCGCAGAAUUCCUUGGUUAUCGUUGGAAUCAAGUAUGAUGAUAAAGAAAAAUAUUUUACGGCUACAUUUAAAGAUAAUGUAUCUUUUGUAGAGAUACAGUCUAGUGAACUGAACAUUUAUAAACUAAAUUCAUAUUCACCAUCUACUAUGGUGACACUUGACCUUAAGUCUAUUAAAUGUAAGUUAGUUGCCGUUAAUUUACCCCCUCGUCCUCUUGUGUACUUUGAUGUUGAUGAAUUUCAAGAUUCUAUGCCUCCAUCUGUAUUAUUUUUUCCAUUAUUACACACUUUUCUUCCAAACUAACCAUAUUUUUUAUUUUAAAAUCAUACUUGUGACAUGUUUUGUCUUAGUGUAAAUUACAAUGUUUUUGGUUUUUUCAAAGGUUUAGGGUAAGGGUUUAUUUCAAAACUUGUGGUGGAGGGUAUAUCAUAGUAUAUAUAAUAUAUCAUAUAAUGUAUUAUGUAGAGGGUUUAGGUUGACGAUGUAUUACAUAACAUUUUCAAAGAGGGUAUAUCAUAAUAAAAGUAUAAAAUAGUUUUGAUCAGAUAGAUCAGCACGAAUUGUCGCUAGUACAUGCAUUUAAUAAUAAUUGUAAAAAUUAGUGACAAAACCAAGGGAUUCAUUACAUGUUUGUUGAUACUUUUUUAUAAAAACACAAUUAUUUUUGGUAAUUUGGACUUAUUACUACAUUUUAAUGACAAUGCCAAUCUUUAAAACAAAUUAUCCAAUCAACCUGUGAUCCAUAAGUAGUGUAAGAUCCACGACAGUUAUAACUAAAAUAUUAGAAUAGUUGAUUGAUCGUAUGGUAUCUUUUGAUCAUUCCGUACAAACACUAAUCUCCAACAUCUAUUUUUUUAUAAUACUACUCAACGUGUUUCGCAUCCCAUACGAGGAUACAUCGAGGAAAAGCUAUCCCCUUACGUGACAACUGCGCUUACUAUGGCAUUUCUUCCAGUCUCAACAGUUCCGCUUUUUUUCAGAUAAAAACUCUUUGGAACAUUGCUCAUAGCAAGGAUUUAUUUCGUAAUUUUGUAUAAUGCAUUUACACAACUGUAAUAACUUCUCCUCCAGGGCAUUCAUCUCUUCAAUGGAUUCUACUGUGCAAAAGGUUGGCGAAGGGGUAUUAUCCGUGAGGCUUAAGCAGGUGUUUUGAUUCACCAACAGUUGUUGCAUCAUCCCGGUCAGAACAUCGAGCUUGUUAUUCAUUACAUCGUUCUGGACCUUUAGCUGAGCUACCAUUCGGCGUAAAAUCAUACAUUCUUUUGCCAAAUCAGUUGGUGCUGGCACGUUGUUGUUUUUGUCCUCCAUCUAAAAAAGUUCAUCUUAUAGAGUUUCAUAGAGUAUUUAAACGUAUCCUAUGAGUAUUGUUUUACCUUGUGUAUGCAAAUCUAUAUCGACCAGCUAAGCUUUUUUGUCAAACAAUGAGGAGCUCUACACGAAGUGAAUCUAGUGAACAUUACAAUCUCUUAAAUUCUUUGAAUUCAAACGUGACAUUUCAUUUGGCGCCGAAAGAAAAU